AUGUACCCAGCCUUGAUCAAGCAUCAAAUUGUGAAGCCUUCGGCGUUUCACAUCACUAGGCUCGCGAGAGCCUCGGUCUCUGGCAAAACCCAGUCUAGUACGAAAGGCAACGAAGAAUUCUACGUUGCCACCACCUUCCCAGAUGACUUUGAUUCAUCAUCCCUGAAGUCCAACAUCGUCGAGGGACAGAGUCAGACGACGAAAAGUCAAAACACGCCCGAGCAUUUUAGCGCUGCCGAUGUCGAGCGACAUAAAACGGACAUCUACGAGAGUCUCUAUCCAAAGGAAAAAAGCGGGGCCGUGAAGGGAAAGAAUGAUCAGAAUUUGCCAGAGCAGGAGCCCCAUUUGGAUGACAUGUGA
This is a messenger RNA of Penicillium daleae, 360 nucleotides long. RefSeq lists its product as uncharacterized. The record is from RefSeq and is a predicted model, not a curated record. The coding region runs from base 1 to 360 and encodes 119 amino acids. NCBI's taxonomy places the organism in Eukaryota, Fungi, Ascomycota, Eurotiomycetes, Eurotiales, Aspergillaceae. The transcript has 3 exons.